Molecule: messenger RNA, 7643 nt
Organism: Peromyscus eremicus (cactus mouse)
Lineage: Eukaryota; Metazoa; Chordata; Mammalia; Rodentia; Cricetidae
Gene: Tspoap1
Product: TSPO associated protein 1
Exons: 32
Coding region: 902-6448 (1848 amino acids)
Biological process (GO): neuromuscular synaptic transmission
Cellular component (GO): mitochondrion
Molecular function (GO): protein binding
Source: RefSeq, a predicted model, not a curated record
CCACUCUGAGGCUCAGCCCUCCUUCGUGCCCACCAUCUCAUUUGGGGAGCUCUGGAACCGUGAGGGACCCCUGCAGUCCCUCGAGCUGAGACUAGCUGGGGCCGAGACUAUGAGGCAAGCAGCCCAUCGACCCAGGCCUCCUUAGGACCGCCCAGCCACCCAGCAAGCAAGUGAUCAGCGGCAGCGGAGAGAAAAGCUGGAGAUAAAGGACCACCCUGGACCACUGGGGAUCACCCCCAGCAACUCCUGAGGACCCCAUCCAGGCUGAGGGUCAUGAUGGAUGGCCAGACUCCCAGACACUGACAGACAGCUACCACUACAGAUACGCUGGGCUUUACAGCACUGGCACACUGAGAUAGAACCAGGGAGCGACAGCAUCAUACACUGCCACAGCCCUGCAAUACAGACAGCCCCCACCCCACGCAGGAACCACUGGUAACUCCGAAAUAGGCACAGACAGGGACACAUAGCACCAUCCUCCUCAACACACACACAAGUGGGGGUACCCAUCCUCCAAACACAUAUGAGACAUCAUUGACCUGCAGGGACAGACCUGGACACGCGCAUACACAUACCUUCCGCUGGGCUUUGCUGGUGGUGGCCUCUGCACACCCUCGCUCCCCUCCACAGGAGACACCUUUGCUUCCCCACACACUCUUAUACUCGCAGAGCCAUGAGUAAACAUACCUGACAUUCCCCCCAGCUCCCGUCUGGCAACCCUGAGACCUUCUGAAGCCUCCUUCUUGGGUGGGAAGAGCUCAGCCAACCUCUCUCUGAUGGAGCCUCGGUGAAGCCAAAAGCUUACAGGGAGAAGGGUCUAGCCUGGCAUGACCCUUGUCAGUCUCCCCACUUGGCUGGGUGAUGUCCCCAGGUCCAGAUUCUGGGGACCCUUGUGGAAACCAUGGAGCAACUGACAACCCUUCCACAGCUUGGAGACCCCGGAGCCAUGGAGCCAUGGGCACUACCGGCCUGGCAGUGCUGGACUCAGGGCCAGGGGUUCAAACCUGGAGAUGCAGCUCCGAGCGUGGCGGUUACUCGGACAACUCUGCAGGUUAGAGGACUGAGGUCUGAAGAGAGCUCCGAGCCGGAGGGAGCCCUGAGCCCUGGGCCUGUAGGGAACACUGACCCUGAAGGAACCGAGACUGGGCUGCCCAAGCUGCGACAGCAAGCAGAGAGCCCUGGGCACAGCUGCUCCGGGCUAGAGGAUGAGGAAACACAGGCUUGUAAGGCCAAGUCGAACGUGGGCUUUGGGGUCAGGUCCAAUCUGGAGCUGCUGAGGGCCCUAGGGGAGCUGCAGCAACGCUGUACCAUCCUGAAGGAGGAAAACCAGAUGCUGAGAAAAAGCAGCUUCCCCGAGACGGAGGAGAAGGUGCGGAGGCUCAAGCGGAAGAACGCGGAGCUGGCGGUCAUUGCCAAGCGCCUGGAGGAGAGGGCCCAGAAGCUGCAGGAGACGAACAUGAGGGUGGUGAGUGCCCCUGUGCCCCGACCUGGAUCCGGUUUGGAGUUGUGUCGUAAGGCCCUGGCCCGCCAGCGAGCCCGGGACCUCAGUGAGACAGCCAGUGCGCUGCUAGCCAAGGACAAACAGAUUGCUGCCUUGCAGCGGGAGUGCAGGGAGCUGCAGGCCAGACUUACUCUGGUGGGCAAGGAAGGUCCCCAGUGGCUGCAUGUGCGGGACUUCGACCGAUUGCUACGCGAGUCCCAACGGGAGGUGCUGCGGCUGCAGAGGCAGAUCGCCCUGCGCAACCAGCGGGAGCCGCUCCGGCCAGCCGGGUCCCCGGGUCCCACUGCUCUCUCCAGAGUAGGGGCGCCGGCCCCGGGGGCCCCGGGAGAGGCCAUACACCAGGAUGAUGUGGACAGCCCACAGGUGGUCCUAGGGGAACCAGAGAAACAGCAAAGGGUGCAGCAGCUGGAGUCAGAGCUCAGCAAGAAGCGAAAGAAAUGUGAGAGCCUGGAGCAGGAAGCCCGGAAAAAACAGAGGCGAUGUGAGGAACUGGAACUACAACUGAGAGCAGCCCAGAAUGAGAAUGCCCUCCUGGUGGAAGAGAAUUCCCGGCUCAGUGGGAGAGCCGCAGAGAAGGAGCAGGUGGAGUGGGAGAAUGCAGAGCUGAAGGGACAGCUCCGGGGAGUGAAGCAGGAGAGGGACUCAGCCCUUCGCAAAAGCCAGGGCCUGCAAAGCAAGCUGGAGAGCCUGGAGCAGGUGCUGAAGCACAUGCGGGAGGUGGCCCAGAGGCGGCAGCAGCUGGAGGUGGAGCAUGAGCAGGCUAGGCUCAGCCUGCAGGAGAAGCAGGAGGAGGUCCAGAGGCUGCAGAAGGCGCAGGCAGAAGCCAGGCGGGAACAUGAAGGAGCUGUGCAGUUACUGGAGUCUACGUUGGAUUCCAUGCAGGCCCGGGUUCGAGAACUUGAGGGCCAGUGCCGCAGCCAAACCGAGCGCUUCAGCCUUCUGGCACAGGAGCUCCAGGCCUUCCGUCUGCACCCAGGCCCCCUGGACCUGCUUACUUCCGCCCUGGGCUGUAGUGCCCUUGGGGACCGUCCUCCACCCCACUGCUGCUGCUCUACCCCACAGCCCUGCCAGGGGUCCGGCCCCAAAGACCUUGACCUCCCGCCGGGCUCCCCAGGACGCUGUACCCCCAAAUCUUCUGAGCCUGCUCUUGCUACCCCUACCGGAGUCCCUCGAAGGACGGCGAAGAAGGUGGAGUCUCUUUCCAACUCGUCUCGCUCGGAGUCCAUCCACAACAGCCCCAAGUCAUGUCCCACACCAGAGGUGGACACAGCCAGUGAGGUGGAGGAGCUGGAGGUAGACAGUGUCUCCCUGCUCCCAGCAGCUCCGGAGGGCACCUCAGGAGGAGCCAGGAUCCAGGUCUUCCUAGCACGCUAUAGCUACAACCCCCUCGAGGGUCCCAACGAGAAUCCAGAGGCUGAGCUUCCACUGACAGCUGGCGAGUAUAUCUACAUCUAUGGUGACAUGGAUGAGGAUGGCUUUUUUGAAGGGGAGCUCAUGGAUGGCCGAAGGGGCCUGGUCCCCUCCAAUUUUGUAGAGCGUGUGUCUGAUGACGACCUCCUGACCUCCCUCCCCCGGGAGCUGGCUGAUCUGUCGCACAGCUCGGGCCCUGAACUCAGUUUCCUGAGUGGAGGCGGGGGAGGCUGCAGUAGUGGGGGCCAGAGCAGCGGGGGACGUAGCCAGCCCAGACCAGAGGAGGAGGCUGCAGGAGAUGAACUCAGUCUGAGCCCCCCGCCAGAGGGACUGGGCGAGUCUCUGGCUGUGCCUUACCCCCGCCAUCUCACGGUCCUCAAGCAGUUAGCCCACAGUGUGGUGCUGGCCUGGGAGUUGCCUCCUGAGAGAGUAGAUCUACGUGGCUUCCAUAUCUUUGUCAACGGGGAACUUCGUCAGGCCUUGGGGCCCGGGGUGCCCCCCAAGGCUGUUCUUGAAAAUAUGGACCUGCGAGCUGGGCCCCUCCAUGUGUCUGUCCAGGCCCUAACCAGCAGGGGCAGCUCAGACCCUUUGCGCUGUUGCCUGGCUGUGGGUACUGGGGCUGGGGUGGUACCCAGCCAGCUACGGAUCCAUCGGUUGACAGCCACAACUGCUGAGAUCACCUGGGUACCGGGGAACAGCAACUUGGCCCAUGCCAUCUACCUCAACGGAGAAGAGUGUCCACCCGCUCGCCCCAGCACCUACUGGGCAACCUUUUGUCACCUGCGGCCUGGCACGCUCUAUCAGGCCCGAGUGGAGGCUCAGAUCCCAUCGCAGGGGCCUUGGGAACCAGGCUGGGAGAGACCAGAGCAGCAGCGAGGUGCCACCUUGCAGUUCACCACACUUCCGGCAGGUCUACCUGAUGCCCCACUGGAUGUGCAGGUUGAACCAGGGCCCUCUCCUGGAAUCUUGAUGAUCAGCUGGCUCCCUGUCACCAUUGACGCUGCUGGUACCUCCAACGGUGUCCGGGUCACAGGCUACACCAUCUAUGCUGAUGGGCAGAAGAUUAUGGAGGUGGCUUCCCCCACAGCAGGCAGUGUGCUGGUGGAGGUGUCCCAGCUGCAGCUUCUGCAGGCCUGCCAUGAGGUGACUGUGCGCACUACGUCACCCCAUGGCGAGUCCACUGACUCCAUCCCGGCCCCUGUCGCCCCAGCCCUGGCUCCUGCCUGCCAGCCAGCCAGGAUGUCCUGUCUCUCACCACGACCAAGUCCAGAGGCCAGAACAGCCCUUGCUUCAGUCUCCCCAGGACUUGGGGAUCCCAGCUUUCCCCUCCGGCAUCCUGCCCGCCCUGGAAGUCAAGACUCCCCUGCGAGCCUUCCCAUGGAGGUGUCCGAAGCAUCCCAGGAGGAGCCCCCAGCCCCCUGCUCUCAGGAAGAGUCUGGGGCAGCUGUCCAGGGCACCUCGGAGGAGAAGAGGGCUACUGAGCCAACCCCAGGACGAGAAGGCCCCGGCCCUCUGGCUCCCUCCCUGGCUAAGCAGGAAGUAGAGUGGACUUCAGGAGAGACUGGCCCCAUGCCUUGCUCCACCCAAGGAGAGCCAACCCAGAAGGCGCCGAGUACUGAGGCCUGCCAUGGAGGAGAUCUGGGCUCGGAGCUGAAACUCAGAGCUGAGAAAGAAGACAUGUCAGAGCUUGGAGUUCGUCUGGUGAAUUCCCUUGUAGAUCACGGCCGUAACUCAGACUUAUCAGACAUCCAGGAGGAAGAGGAAGAGGAGGAAGAAGAGGAAGAGGAACUGGGUUCCAGGCCUUGUUCCCCCCAGAAGCAGGUUGCUGGCAACAGCGUCAGGGAGAAUGGAGCCAAGCCCCAGCCCGACCCCCUUUGUGAGACUGACAGCGAGGAGGAGAUCUUGGAGCAGAUCUUGGAGCUGCCUGUCCAGCAGCUCUGCAGGAAGAAGCUGUUCAGCAUCCCCGAGGAGGAAGAGGAGGAAGAGGAGGAGGAGGAGGAAGGGCAGGAGAAAUCAGAGCCUGGCAGCUCUUCCCAAGACCCUAGCCAGCCCGAACUUGUAUUGCUAGGGCUGGACUGUGACAGCAGUCAGCCCCAGGGACCUGGCCUGUGUCCCUUGUCUCCUGAGCCCUCCGGGGCCAGGGAGCACCUGGAGGAUGUGCUGGGCGUAGUCGGUGGGAACAGCCGGAGGAGAGGAAGUGGCUCCCCCGAGAAGCCCCCAAACCGCAAGCGACCUCAGGAUCCCCGAGAACAUUGCAGCCGUCUCCUUGGCAACGGCGGCCCCCAGACCCCUGCACGGCCAGGCCCGCCACGGGAGAGGGGCAGCCUCCCUGUGAUCGAGGGCGUCAGGGUCGGACAGGAGGCGGGUGGGAGAGGGCGACCGGGUCUUUCCCGGAGGUGUCCCCGCGGCCCUGCUCCAGAAUCCAGCUUGGUCAGCUGCCUCUCUCCAAAGUGUUUGGAGAUCAGCAUUGAGUAUGAUUCUGAGGAUGAGCAGGAGGCGGGAAGCGGGGGUAUUGGCAUCACUAGCUCCUGCUACCCCACAGAUGGGGAGUCCUGGGGCACAGCAGCUGUAGGAAGGUCAAGGGGACCUCUGAAGGUCAAUUCAGGGUCCAACCCCUACCUGCGACUCCCAGCCUGGGAGAAAGGGGAACCAGAGCGGAGAGGCCGCUGUGCUGCUGGCAGAACCAAGGAGCCACCCUCUCGGGCCACAGAAUCUGGGGAGUCCCGAGGGAAGGACAACUCUGGGCGGAGAGGACCCCAGAGGAGAGGGGCCCGGGUGCCUAGGCCUGGUACCGCCGAGCCGGCCCCUCCGAGGAGCCCUCCAGAGCAACCAGCUCAUCAGAACCUGCCUGUGCGGGUCUUUGUGGCUCUGUUUGACUAUGACCCUGUAUCAAUGUCACCCAACCCUGACGCUGGAGAAGAGGAGCUUCCCUUCAGGGAGGGCCAGAUCCUCAAGGUGUUUGGAGACAAAGACUCGGACGGUUUCUACCGGGGUGAAAGUGGAGGCCGCAUAGGUUACAUCCCCUGCAACAUGGUGGCCGAGGUGGCUGUGGACAGUGUGGCGGGGAGACAGCAGCUGCUCCAGCGGGGUUUCUUGCCCCCAGAUGUUCUCACCGAGGCCUCUGGGAAUGGUCCUUCUGUAUACUCCUCAGCCCAUAUGACCGGGCCUCCCCCCAAGCCUCGCCGGUCUAAGAAAGCGGAGCUGGAAGGCCCACAGCCCUGUCCAGGUCCCCCUAAGCUGCUCCAUUCUGCUGUUCUGAAAACUUCCCGACCUAUGGUGGCUGCGUUUGACUACAACCCCCGGGAGAACUCUCCCAACAUGGAUGUGGAGGCAGAGCUGCCCUUCAGGGCAGGAGAUGUCAUUACUGUGUUUGGGAACAUGGAUGACGAUGGGUUCUACUAUGGGGAGCUGAAUGGACAAAGGGGCCUGGUUCCAUCCAACUUCCUGGAGGGCCCCGGGCCCGAGGCAGGUGGCCUAGAGUCUGGGACAUCCCAAGCCGAGAGUCAGAGAACGAGGAGGAGAAGAGACCAGUGCUAGAUGGAGAUAGAUAUUGGUAGAGAGAGCAACAUGACCCUGGAAGCACCAUCCAGGGGCCUCCGGUGCCCCGUAGCUGUCACUAUGGCCUCAGCUCUGGAAGUCCCUCCAGGACCAAACUGGGAGAGCCACAGGGCAUAGCUGAGAAGAAGCACGGUCUCCUCUCCAAAGGAAGGGAACUCCUCAAAAAGCUGGGCUCCAGAAAAGAGUGAAGCUGUCCUCGGCCCCGCAGGCCGAAGUGGCCCCUGGAAGCCCCAGAUCAACUGUGUGGCUGGACAAGGAAGCCCAGCCAGUCCAGGACUCCUAUUCUCUGAGCAAACACUGGCACUCAGAGGGAUCCGGGGGGACCUGGCGAGGGUGGGGCUCCAUGCAUCCUCAGUGAGGAGUCCUUUAGAUAGACUCUUCCAGGAGGGAGCUGAGUCACAGAGUAAGUAACCAAGCACCAAGCACUGUUAGAUCAGGACUGGACCCGAACCUCUGGAUUUCCCAGUCUGCCCUCCUACCUAUCUAUUCCUGCUUUCCCAUCACGCUCUGCUGGCCCUUCCUUGGCUUCCCUGCUUCCAAGAUGGGCCCCUCUAAUAAUGGCUCUGGCUGUCUUCCCCCUGUCUUCCCUCCCCUGAAGGAACGUUUGCACUGGAGUGUCCCCUGGGGCAGGGGGCAGAGCCAUGUAUAUAUGUACAUACUCAGUGCCUCAGUCCAGCUCCUCCGUCCGCUUCACCACACAGGUCAGGGGAGGAGAAAGGCCAUGCCAAAGCGGGCCUGACCCCGCCCCAUAGUGCUCCACCCCCUCCCUGCCCAGGCCACCUGGCCUCUGUGUCAUCCCAUCCCCCAAACCCAGGGGACCAGGGGCCAGAGAGCAGGAGUUGGGUUUGCCUUAUUUUGCUCAUUGGAUUCAACUUCUCUUUUGCAUCAUCAUUUUCUUCCAGUCCCUGUUGGGGUCCAGGGGCUGAGGGAAAGGACAGAUUUAUGCAGCUAUUUUCAUACGUCCCGUGUUCAGAGUGGGUGGCGUUUCUCCACCCCAACUCUAGCCAUCCCAUCCUUCAUCCCUUGUCUGGGCGAGUCUCUUUGCAUGUUUCCUUUGCUGUGGUGGGAGAUGUUUGAUUGGACCCCCAACCCUACCCUGGUCUCCAGGGAUGUGGGAUGGUGGGGGCUUUGUUUAAAAAGACAUUUUAUUAUAAUAAAGUCUAUUUUCACAAAA